Molecule: messenger RNA, 1625 nt
Organism: Chara braunii
Lineage: Eukaryota; Viridiplantae; Streptophyta; Charophyceae; Charales; Characeae
Source: the annotation of a GenBank genome assembly
GUAUACACCGACACCUACUCGGCCGCAUACGUGGUGGGACAGUUCGGAAGGUGUUGACCAGUGCGGUCCUGGGCCUGAAAUAGACCGUGCCAGUGUUGAGGAGGCGAUGGCAUUGUGGAGUGGACCGACGGCGCCGGAUGUUGUGUUUCUGGAGUCGGUCAAACUCCUUCAAUUGCUGGCCAUGUUUCAUCUAUAUUGCCCGUGGCACAAGGGCUCAUGCCGUGUGUCUGUGGAGUCCGUCUCCUAUCCAGCACAACUCUGUAAGUUGACGUUCGUAUGCGACAAGAAAUGCAAAUGGACGUGGCACACGACACUCGUGACCACGAACGUCUAUCAGUCGCGACUGCAGCAGCAACUCUUUCAUGCGAUGGUCACCACCGGCCUUACGUUCACGCUCCUCGACAACUUUUGUGUUGGUUUAGGGAUGUGCUCGGUGCACAAGCCCACGUUCUACAAGUUUAUGAGCACAGAACCUGGGGAGGCGGAGGGGUGGAAUGCCAAGGUCGUACGACAGGGCAUUAAAUAUUGCGAGUUUGCCAUUGACACUGUGAUGCGCUGUGGUGAGCCUGUGACAUUGAUGGUCGAUGGUCGAUAUGACUCUGCCAGAGGCGCGCAGCAUUGCACUAUCACCGCAAUGGAGUACGAGACUCGGCUUGUUGUGGGUGUGCACACUCUCCGUCCAAAGAUCGAAGACAAGGCGUCGAAUGCGCUUGAGGUGCCAGCCGUCGUGCAACUUUUGCGAGGGUUGAUGGAGAAGGGGUUGAAGAUCUGGUGCGUUGUCUCGGAUGAUUGUGCCGCGCUGGGACCGCAGUUGCGAGCUCUGAACAUCGAGUGGCAGAAGGAUUGCCACAACAAAAUAAAAAACAUUCGCAAGCACUUCCACGGUAUGCUGCAACUGAAGGAAGCGAAGAAAGUGAGUAACCCGCAUGAGUAUGUGUCAGAGGCGCAAUUUAUGCAGUUCACGAAGAAGCGGUUGAAGGAGGCGUUGGAGCAGCGUUUCGGACCUGACGUCCUCACACCUGUUGAGGACCGUAUGAAGAAAUCGGAUUUCGUCGCUGUCGUGAUGCGGAAGAUGUACCCCUACGGAUCGAGGUCGAACGCUCGAGCGUUGGAGACUGAUCGUGACGGCUUGACAGAGUAUCAUGCGCAUGAGGUUGGGAUGUGGUUCCUCCGCGCUUGUCUGCUGUGCACGGAGGAGGGUGGAGACGCUAGCAGUCUACACCGCGACAUCAUGUUAGUCGUUGAUCAUUGGGUUGGUGAUCAUUCGGGAUGUGUCGGCGGUAGCCUGAGGGAGGUUUUGUGCGAGAAGGCAGGUGGGCCUGCACGAUUGCCUUUGGAUAGCCGCACGGACACGGUCUACGAGCUCGUUCUGUGUGUUCUCGGGAAACAAUGCAGCACUAACAUCACGCCGUACUACGUCGAGUUUCGACACACAUCGGCGGUGGAGACUUUUCAGGGCACCAUCAUCAUAUAUGCGAAGAAGUCGGUGCAUUUCGAGAAGUCUUAUUGUGCGCGUCUAUCGAUCGCAGUGAUUCAUGGAACAGUCACUGCUGGCGCGACCCAGUCGGGUACGUUGCUCGCAUAGCUGCGGGCACUUCCAUACAUACGAGAUCGGGCUUCCGUCG